Molecule: messenger RNA, 1374 nt
Organism: Trypanosoma conorhini
Lineage: Eukaryota; Euglenozoa; Kinetoplastea; Trypanosomatida; Trypanosomatidae
Exons: 1
Coding region: 1-1374 (457 amino acids)
Source: RefSeq, a predicted model, not a curated record
AUGUCACUUGUGCCUUUGAGAGUUUCUGGAGUGAUGAGCGAAGGAAACAUUUUCUCGCACAGGUCCGCGAGUAUCUACUCGGCAGGGGCCCGAUCCACACCGCCCCUGCAAUCACUGGGCGAUGUCUCGCACGCCUCAUUGCGAAGUUCGCGAUGGAGCUCGAUCUCGUUGCCUGCGUCGUCCGCCUUCUCCUCCUGCAAAAAGGAGAGUGAGUCGCCUCCGCAAACUCCACGCAAUAGUGGAGGGGGGAGGCCCCCCGCGUUUUCGACGCGGAGGGAAGGCGAGGCAGACGCACCAGCGACCUUCCGAGGGAACUACGCCAAAAUAAGUCCCAACUCCGUCUUUCCGCCCCCGCUGGAGCGGCUCGCCUCGCCGGAGGAGGCGGCAAUUAGAUUCAAACCCGCGAGGCCCUUGAUUUUCUCCGCUGGGGGAGGGCCGUCUGCGCCGAUUUUUCCGCGUCAAUUUUGCUGCUCCCCCGCCGAAGGCGAAGCCAACAGGCGUGGGACCCCGAGGUUUUCCGCGGAGGACGCCCCAGCAGCCGGUAUCUCACGGCCCCCACGGAAGGGAAACAGUCCGGCCCUGCCACCGCCGGCGUUUUCCCUGCCAUUGGCAAUGUCGGACGUGAAGCGGGAGACCUCCGAGGGCUCCUCCUCGUUAGCCACGACGCAGAUGUCGGAGGAACAAAAGGUGAGUGAGCGCAGUUCAGGUUCAGGUUCCUCCGAUGUGACCGCUCUGGAGGACCCACUGUCGGGUGGGGAACGCGAAGACACCACCGCGCUCGCUGCACAGCCGCGGGCCCGGACACGUCUUGUGUCGUUUAGCAAAAUGGCGGUUUUGUCUGAGUCUGUGUCGUCCAUCGUCCCUGCAGAUGUGGAGGUGGAUCCGAAGCCGCUGCAUGAGCUGUCGAACUCGCCCUUACUGUCCGUCGAACGGGCGGAGCUGGACUGCACUGCCGGCGACGUACAUGGUGAGGCGAGAAGACGACCGGAGUUGAAGGAGAAGAGCCCAGUGCUUGUCACUGUGCCUCAUGACCGGAAUUUGACGCCGUUUGACGUUGUCAUCUCCCCCGUUCUGGGCCCAGAGGGGAGGCCCGCCGCCACCGACGAGGCAAUCGCCUUACCCGCAUCCGCAGUCCCCCGUUCCCUUGAGGUGAACAUUGUGACCGAAAGCUCCGCAGCAGGGGAGCGACAGGGCACGGAUUCAAGCCAGCGGGAGAGCGUGGGGAAUCAUGUGAGCAACGACAGCUUUAACAUUGAAAGCUGCGGCCAUAACGACGUUUGCUCCUCACUGCUACUCCAUUUGCUACCUGUUAUUGAGCGACCGCAGCGGGACAAUUUGGCUAGAAGGCAUCGUGUUUGCCGACGAAUGCCGUGA